Molecule: messenger RNA, 6278 nt
Organism: Anopheles coustani
Lineage: Eukaryota; Metazoa; Arthropoda; Insecta; Diptera; Culicidae
Gene: woc
Product: zinc finger MYM-type protein 4
Exons: 7
Coding region: 222-5666 (1814 amino acids)
Source: RefSeq, a predicted model, not a curated record
UGACGCGUGAGUGAAAGGCAAGACAAAAUGGUGCGCGCUUGUUUUUGACGUCGUAUUGUGGCAUUAUAAAAUGAUGUACAGUUUUGCAGAAAUAUUGUUUCCACCUCUAAUGGCAUUGUAAUCAUUGUAUUCCAAGGAGUUAGGGUUAGAAACACAUCACCCGGAUACCACGCAACAAAGCUACAAUCUUGACAAACAAAAAAAGAAGCUAGUAAGCCAUCAUGGAAGAAAUUAAAGAAAGCGAGGAAAAUUCUGUUUCAGAGGUUCCCGGGAAAAUGCCUGUGGACGAUGAGUCAAAUGUAUCUGAUAAAAAUGAAGAGAAAGUAGAAGAAAAGAAAGAUACGGAACCCGACGAUAAAGAGGAUCCUCCUGCUUCCGUGGAUCCGGCGAAUGUAAACUCGACUGAAGAAAUUGUAGCGGAAAGUCGUCCGGAUGAGGAACCGGAUGGGAAUGAAGAACCAACUAGUGCCGUAGCAGAACGGGCCGAGUCCGUCCUAUCACCGGCGAGCGAAAAGUACGAAAGUGCGGAAGAGGAACUUGAAUCUGGCCGUACCAAUGACGAAGCAGCAGCGGAAAAGGAAAAAGAUCCCGACACUGAUGAGAUGGAGGUGGACCCCACCCCAGUGGAAGAACCAAAAGAAUCCGCCGCCGUCAUUGUCGAAGAAGCCGAGGGAACCACUGUACAAGAGGACGAAAACAGUAAUUCCUCCUCUCACUUGCAGGACAUUGAAAUGACUAACGUAGAUGAGAAUCGUGUAAAAAAUGAAGAUACGGUGGAUGAUGAAAACAAUCGUUCAAUGGAUCAGUCAAACGUGCAAGAUCCUUUCGAUCAAGUCAAACAAGCCACUAACGACGGAGGCGAGAGUCGUGAAGAAAAGCAAGACGAUAGCUCUAAUGAGCACCAUAAAGGCGAUGAGAAUACUGCAGACAAUGCAGAAGAUAAUAAUAAGGCAUCAAACGAGGAACAAGAAACAAAUCGAGAAGAAACGGAUGGAAAUGAAGAACCCGGUGAAACUUCUGAGAGUGUUGGCCAGGAAGAAGGCGAGGUAGGCGAUAAGCAAGGCGAGGUGGGGGAUAAGCAGGGCGAGUCAAAUUCAGAUCAACAAAUGGAAGAAUCUACGGCAACCGAUGAUGCCGGCCAGGAAGGGCCAGGGUCACCUAAAGAGUCUUCGACACUAGAAGAUCAACCAAUGGAAGAGGAAUCGAGUGCUACUGUUGACGAUUUAACCGGGGGUGAAAAUGAAAACGUAUGCCUUUUGCCUGAUGACGAGCGACCCAUUUCUGAGGAAGAUAAAGAACGUGCCAUUGCCGAGGAGGAAGCAGCAAAAGAAGCAGAAAGAGUUGAAUCUGAAGCAAGGGAGAGCGAGGAAAAUCGUGCGGAUGAUGGUGGCACUAGUGCAGAGAAGGAAGCCGAACCAGUAGAGGGGUCGACUACGGAAACCGAAAAACCGACCGGUGAAGAAGAGGGGAGUGCAGAAGCUGCAGAAACACAAAUUGAUAAUGUCGAUACGAUCGAAAUACCGGAUGAUGAUGCACCCAAUGAAGAGGUUGAGGCCGACGGCGCAACGAGUGGUGUACCGGACGAGUCUCCGUCUAGAGAAAAUCAAAUACGAGAACUUUCAACUCCUGCCCUCGCGGAAACAUGCGCUCAAUGUAAGAAAGAAUCUACGUUAUGUUGUUAUACCAUGCGGAAGGACGACACUACCACAGACGCCGUUCUGUACAUUUGUUCAUUUGAUUGCGUGGCAAGUAUUCGGACGGAGUUUCCGGGAAAAUUUGAACUAAUCCAACAGCGAGUUACGAUCGUUCCGAUCCUAGGAACUAACGAAACAUGCGUUCGCUGUAGUAAACAGAUGCUUUGCAAGUUCCGCUAUCGGCUGGAGGAAAAUUCCUACAAAUACGUAUGCGAUUCAAAGUGUGUGGAGCAUUUCACCACCAUUAAUAGCGAAAAGUACAGUCUAAGCAAGAAGCGGUAUAUGAUAGAGGAGAAGGUGCCACCGCUGGAGAAUAAAAAGUGUGUUCAUUGCUCGGACACGAAAAGUUGCGCGUUUGGAUUUGUCCAGGACGACGAAGAACUUUUCGUUUGCAACGAUUGUCUGAAUCUGUUCCUCACGGAACAUCCCGACCUGUUCCGAGUGAACCGACGCCGUUUGGUUCGCGUUCGCAACCUACCGAAAGCAUCUCCGACGCUGCUGGGUACCCGCACCACAGAUUCGGCUGCCGGGAUGGAAGUCGUAAAGUUCACUGCCCGUUCCGACGAAGAAGCGGAAGCAGCACGAUUAGAUCGCGAGACCUCCUUUCUUCGCCGUUGCUUUGUGUGCCAGCAUUCCCUGCUGACCAACACGGAGCAGUGGCUGCAGUGGGAAACGAUGGACUUUUGCGGUAUCAAAUGUUUACGUGUGCACCAGAACAGGAUCGGAGAGUUUUGCAUCUACUGUCAGCAGGCGGUGUCCGUGCAGAGCAUGGGAAAAUAUUGCGUCCGUUUCGGAUUUUCCGUAUGCCAAUUUUGUAGCGCCACCUGCUUGGAUAACUACAAAAAGAAGUUAAUCAGUUGCUCGUACUGUCAGAAGGAUGUGUCGAGCAAGGGGAAGCGGUAUGUGGCGCGCGUUGGAGAUCACGGCGUGUUCAAGGACUUUUGCAGCCAGUUGUGCCAUAAACAGUAUCAGUCGGCACUGAAUCCAACCUUGAAACACAAACGCCACGUGUGUGCGGUGUGCAACAAUGAAAAAGUUUCCAAAAUUAUCGUCCAUCUCGAAGGCCGCGAGCAUUACUUCUGCAGCACUCCCUGCUUUUCGGCCUUCAAGUUCGUAAACAACGUUAACCCGGACGAGUGUGGUAUGUGUCAGGACUACUUCGAGCGCAAGUCCUCCGAAGCGUACACCAUUUUCUCCCAGACUGGGUUGUCGGAGGAGGGUGUGCCGUUCUGCACGCAAAUGUGCUUGAAUCUGUACAUUAUUUCACAUCGUCAAAUUGUCGCUUGUCACUGGUGCAAGGUGAAAAAGUAUAACUUUGACAUGAUCCAGCGGGCCGCUGGGAAGGUCAUGUUAUGCUCACUGCACUGUCUUUCUCUUGCUGAAGCUUCUGUGGCAGCGAAAACGAUGCAGGAGAUCCGCUGCGAUCAUUGUAUGCUCGUUCGAACGCCCCAGUAUCAUCUAACGAUGAGCGAUGGCAGUUUACGCAACUUUUGCACUUACCAGUGUGUCAUGUCGUUCCAGAGUCAGUUCAAUAAGCCUCCGUUAACUGUCCACAGUGCCACCGCGGACCAAGAGGCAGCGGAUAGCAGCGCCCCGGUCCCUACGGGUCUUCCAAAGCGCAUUCGGAAAACAGGCAACAUUUCAAUCCCACUCGGCAAUAGCCAGGGAACUAGUUCUACUCCGAGUGCCACUCCGACCACUGUUGUUAGCAAGCUUACAAUGCCCGCUGCCGCACCAAUUCAGUCAACAACGCCGCUCACCACGCGGACCAGGGAGCGAUCUACAAGAACAGUUGCAACCGGUGGAGGAACGGCAAGCAAUGGCGGUUCUGCUAAGACGAACUUACCCGUAAUAUCUUCGGUUCAUUCGCUAGCAAAGUCUGGAGUCCGCGGAACUCGUUCAAAAAGCAACGUUAACGCGUUUGUGCCGGGCACGUGGCCCGAGCUGCGCGUGACACUGGAGCCACUGAUGAACAUCCCUCCGUCAGGGACGAUUCCACUCAGUAGCAUUCUCCCCCCUGCUGCUGGUGCUAGUAGUGGUAGUGCUAGUAGCACCCCUUCGGUACGCACAACAGAACCAUCGGCUACCAUCGAGCGGUCACCGUCACCGGCGGAUCCCCCAGCAUCGCCAUCACCACCGUCUCCAGUUCCCAGUCCAUCUCCACCGCCACCUCCAGCGCCACCGAAAAUAGAAACUCGCACACAAAUCGUCACGAUCCCACCUACACCGGUGCAGGUCGCAAAUGCGAGCACAAUGUGCAAACCAAGUCAGGUCACAAGAAGCGUCUCGUGUCGGCCGAUCCAGUGCAGUGUCGAGUGCCAGACGGACGACUCGUUGCAGCGGAAGAUCGUCAUUCCCAUCCCCGUGCCGAUCUACGUGCCCGUGCCGAUGUUCAUGUACUCCAUGCCAACGCCUGUGCCCGUACCGAUUCCGCUGCCCAUCCCGGUGCCCGUGUUUAUCCCAACCACACGUAAUUCCUCGACCGGCAUCAUGAAGGAGAUCAAAAAGAUUCAGGACAAGAUGCCCUCCGAUCCGUACGAGGCGGAGUUGCUCAUGAUGGCCGAAAUGGUGGCUGGCGAUAAGAAGAAAGAUGAAAGCGACUCAGAUUCCGACGACGCGGCUGCCGAUGAUCAUUUUGGUGGCGGAGGAGGAGGAGCAGGCAGCACCGGUGGUCAUGAGAUCGAGCACAACACUUCGUUCAGCGAGGAUCUGGUGCAGAUGGCGUUGAAGAUGGCAUCGAACGAUUACGAAGAGACGCACGUCGAUUUGGAGUCUGCCAUGCAGGCGAACACCAUUUCGCAGCAGCAACAGGAGCACCACCAUAGUUACACCGAUCUAACGCAGCACCAUCACCAGCAGCAGUUGCUAAUGCUUGAACAUCAGCGCCAGCAGGAAACACCGACACUCGUCACCCGAGGUCGCAAGCGUGGAAUGGCCGCGGCUUCUGCCGGACAACGCUCGUCGGCGGCUAACAAUAACACCCAGCAGCAGCUGACGACUUCAGCGUCGAAACGCAUCAAAAGGGAGCAGAUCAGCGAACCGUCGCCCGAACCGGUGCGCGUCGUGGAACCGGUUGAGAAACCGGAUGCCAACAUGUGUCUCAAGUACACGUUCGGCGUGAACGCAUGGAAGCAGUGGGUGUUAACGAAGAACGCCGACCUCGAGAAGAGUAGCAUUCGUCGGAAACCAUUCAAGUCGGACAUCCUACAGCUCACGGCAGACGAGCUCAAUUUUUCACUGUGUCUCUUCGUGAAGGAAGUGCGCAAACCGAAUGGGACAGAGUACGCGCCGGAUACAAUCUACUACCUUGUGCUGGGUAUUCAGCAAUAUUUAUUCGAAAAUGGAAGAGUGGAAAACAUCUUCACUGAUCCGUACUACGAGCGCUUCACGGAUUGCUUGGAUGAAGUGGCGAAAAAGUUCUCGGUGCUCUACAACGAUUCUCAGUUUAUUGUAACUCGAGUUGAAGAGGAACACCUAUGGGAAUGCAAGCAGCUUGGUGCACACUCUCCCCAUGUGCUGCUAAGCACGCUGAUGUUUUUCAACACUAAGCAUUUCAAUCUGGUGUCGGUCGAAGAGCACAUGGAGCUCAGCUUUUCCCAUAUCAUGAAGCACUGGAAGAGAAAUCCUCACCAGGGCCCGAAGUCAACUGCUUCACGAAACGUACUAUUACGUUUUUAUCCGCCGCAAUCAUCGUUGGCCGCAAAUUCAAGGAAGAAAAAAGUGUACGAGCAACAGGAAAAUGAAGAUAAUCCUUUGCGCUGUCCGGUGAAACUUUAUGAAUUUUAUCUAUCGAAAUGUCCGGAGAGCGUAAAAACCCGCAACGAUGUAUUCUAUCUACAGCCAGAACGGUCCUGUGUUCCCGAUUCACCCGUCUGGUACUCGACGCAGCCGCUUAGCAAAGAAUCUUUAAGCAAAAUGUUGCAUCGCGUGAAAAUGGUGAAGGAAAUCAACAUUGCUCUGCUUACUAGCUAAUGAGAUACAUAGGAGCCUAAUGGCCUGAGGAAAUGAACUGGCGUGCCGUGAAUUUAUGGCACUCAUUGUUGCAAAAUCGAAUGAUGUUGCGAUGGUCGUGAAUAUUUUAAUACUAAGCUUCCUGCUGGUAACAGUUUUUGCUAGAACUAACGAAUAAUGCUUAACGGAUCUUAUGUUCGUAGUAUUUGUCAUUUUUCUAUCCUGCGAUGCUAUUCUGAUGUACAUCGCUAGAGAAAAGAAUAAUUUUCCUUCCUCGGUUUUAAUUUUUCAUUAUAUCAAAAUAAAAACAAAACUUCAUAGAUGCUUGCUAUAGCACCACGUGUUUAAGUUAGGAUACUCAAUGUUUUUUGGCAAUGUGAAUGUAGCACGCGGUUUAAGAAUUGCAAUGUGUAUGAAAUGGAUUAAGAAUGCAAAAUGUACCCAAUACACAUUUUCGAUUUGCUCAUGUAAAUAUUGAAAGUCCAGAAAUCAGAAUAUUAUCUUUACAACUAUAAGAAUCGGUACAGCACAAAGGGACACUUACUGUUUCUGUUAUCCCCCUCAGAAGUAGUGUGGUAUUAGUUUCAUAGCCUACAUCUAAGAAUAACAAGGAAAAUGAUUUCAGUUUUCGUA